Molecule: messenger RNA, 1483 nt
Organism: Cannabis sativa
Lineage: Eukaryota; Viridiplantae; Streptophyta; Magnoliopsida; Rosales; Cannabaceae
Product: serpin-ZX-like
Exons: 2
Coding region: 236-1438 (400 amino acids)
Molecular function (GO): serine-type endopeptidase inhibitor activity
Source: RefSeq, a predicted model, not a curated record
CCUAGCACCCUUUAAUAUGGCUAUUGGUCCUAUUAAGGGUUUAGGUUAUUAUAAAAACAACUUUAAUAGGGUAUCAAAUAUAAAAUAUUCAAUAAUGUAUUAACCAAUCACAAAGGAUGGCUUGAGAGCCACGGUUAAGAAGCCUAUAUAUACUUGAUUACACUCAGUAGUUUCCCACAAUUCAAUCUCUAGUGUCUUGCUCUCUACGCCAUUCCAUUCAUCACUGCUACAAGUCAUGGAGUUUUGCACUCAAAUUGCAGCACAAUUAAUUCUUGACGAGAUGAAAAAGAAUGAGAGUAGUGCUAAAAACGUUGUAAUGUCUCCUCUCUCAAUAAAUUUGAUGCUGAAUAUGGUGGCUGCUGGCGCUGAAGGUAACACAUUAGAGCAGUUCUUGAAAUUUCUGGGUUCACAAGGAAUCGAGGAUUUGAACCAAAAAUCUUCUGUUAUGAUGUCUCUUCUCCGCUACUCCUCUGGCUCUAAGGCCUCCACCCCUUCCCAUGUCCCCACAAUUCACCAAAAAAAACGUCAGAAGAGACAAAAACAAAAACAACCUCUUUUUUCAGUUGCAAACGCCUUAUGGGUUCAUAAUCAAUUCCAGUUAAUUCCAUCUUUCAGAAAAAUCACGAAAACAAUCUAUAAGGCAAAAGUGAAAAAUGUUGACCUUAUGCGCGAGGGUGAUAAAGUCAGGGAAGAUGUGAACCUAUGGGUGGAAAAGGAGACAAGAGGUCUCAUUAAACAACUUUUGUCCAAGGGUGUAAAUUUGGCACCCCCACUUUGUCUUGCUAAUGCAAUAUAUUUCAAGGGAUCAUGGGAAGAUCCUUUUAUGGUCUCUAAGACUCGAGAUAAAGAGUUUCACAUUUUUAACAGAGAAACAAUCCAAGUACCUUCCAUGAAUAGUCAUAAUGUUUCUCACGACUAUGCAUCCCUUGAUGAUUUCAAGGUUCUCAAACUCCCAUAUGAAAGCGUAAUUGGUGAAUGUGGGAAACAAAUACAAUUGUCUAUGUACUUGCUUCUUCCUCAUGAUCCGUAUGGAUUACAAGAUAUGGUGGAAAAGUUCAAUUUGGAUACGAAAUUGUUGGCGCCUGAGAGUCUUAAUGAUCAUCUAAGGAAGGUGAAACUUUCUCGUGUGUUGAUUCCCAAGAUGAAAUUCUCAUAUAAUGUGGAUGCUAAGGAGUUAGUUAAGAAAAAGGGAUUAACUUUGGCUUUCAAUGAGGUUGAUGCAGAUUUCUCAAAAAUGGUUUACUCUCAGUCUCCUGGUUCUAAUGAUUUUAUACAGGCUAUGCUUCAAAAGUGUUGUAUCGAAGUGAAUGAAGAUGGGACAGAGGCUGCUGCUGCCACCUUUUUUUGUCCGAGGAGCAAGCCUCCUCGGAACAAGCCUCCUCAAAUUAUUACCUUUGUUGCUGACCAUCCAUUCAUUGUUAGACAUUUAUAUGUAUAAACUAAAAUAUAUAUGUUUAUGUAUAAAAUGCGAAAUUAAAUCAAA